AAACAUAAAAACAUCGAUUUUUAUCUUGUUUCCGUUUCAAUAUUGACAUUUCUAAAUAAUCAAAAUGACUUUUUGUGAUUCUUUUCAUCUAUUUCCGUUCUUUUCUGUCGGACUAUCUAAACAAUAUGACUAAAAAAAGGCGUAACGGAGGACGUAACAAGCACAAUCGUGGACACGUGAAACCGGUCCGAUGCACAAAUUGUGCAAGAUGUGUUCCAAAAGAUAAGGCAAUUAAAAAAUUUGUUAUUAGAAACAUUGUAGAAGCAGCAGCAGUAAGAGAUAUAUCUGAAGCCUCUGUUUGGAAUACUUACGUUUUACCAAAACUAUAUGCUAAGCUGCAUUAUUGUGUAUCAUGCGCUAUUCAUUCAAAAGUUGUACGUAAUAGAUCAAAAGAAGCACGUCGUAUUCGUACACCACCAGCCAGGCCUUUUAUAAAAGAUAUGGCUCGUCAAAAUCAACAACCUAGGAAAUAAAAUUAACAUUUUAUUCGAUCUACAAUGUUAAGGGAUUAAUACUUUUAAAAUCAAUAAAAAAAAAGUAAGAGAAAAAUUA
Molecule: messenger RNA, 552 nt
Organism: Condylostylus longicornis
Lineage: Eukaryota; Metazoa; Arthropoda; Insecta; Diptera; Dolichopodidae
Gene: RpS26
Product: 40S ribosomal protein S26
Exons: 3
Coding region: 126-473 (115 amino acids)
Biological process (GO): translation
Cellular component (GO): cytosolic small ribosomal subunit; ribosome
Molecular function (GO): mRNA binding; structural constituent of ribosome
Source: RefSeq, a predicted model, not a curated record